GGUUCUGAAUUCAGCAAUUGACAAAUGUAUUUUACAAAGCCAUUUGUGCCAAACUUUUUGGCAUAAAUGGAACUCUAUUGUUUUUUUUUGUUUUUUGAAACAUUUUAUUAUACAUGAAACAACAAGAGGACGACUUGAAACGUAUACCUCAACAUAUACUAAUUCUUCUCAACAAGUAGGCAGUUAUUGCAGAUCAAGGAAAACGUAUAAUACAAAGCAAGCGCUGUGAUAUUUUGUUUUGUGCUACGUCACGUUAAACACAUAUUGUUCGAUCUUUCGAUUAUCUAAAUUCGACAGUGUUGCCAUAGUAACAUUAGUAUCGAGCGAUUGCUCUUUGCUCGAUUGGAUAGUCUGUUGUUACCAUGGCUUGGCAGGUUACCAUAGUAGUAUUAAACUGCGCGUGCGCUUUAGCCAUAUAGCGGUAUGGCGUUGAAAGCUGUCAACAUAACAUAGCAUAUUGUCGGAUUGAAAAGGAGAGCUGAGAAGAAGAUCAUUGAAGCGAUGUACCCUGUGAAGAAAAUAACAAAAGAAGAUACUUGGAAAUCUGAUGACUUAAAAGUACACAUUCAGGCACACAAUGAAGAGAGCAAAAGAAGAUCCAAACGAGAAGAGGAGCACAGGAAAUACAGGGAUGGAGAAUCUCUGGAUCGCAGACACAGGGACCAUGAUCGAGAUGCAAGGAGAGAGAAAGAAAAACUGAGAGAGAGAGAAAGCACACGAGAGAGAAGUAAACAUAGAGACCCUGACAGGGAUAGAAACCUGGAUAUCAAGAAGGAAGACAUCAGGGACGAUAGAUAUAAAGAGAGGAAGAGAGAACGAGAGAGAGAGAACAGACACAGAGAUGGAGGUGAAGAAGAAAAAAGACAUAUUCGAGGUGAAAAAGAAAACAGUGAAAGGCGGAGGGAUAGAGAAAAGGACAGCUAUAAAGAGAGGGACAUAGAUGUGUACAAUCAGGGGGACGGGAGUACAAACAGGGAAAGAGAAAAAGACCGAGAUAGAAGGAGAGCGGAGAGAGACAGGGAGCGAAAGAGUGAAGCAGAUAGAAAAAAAGAGGGGAGAAGAGAGGGAGAAAAAGAAGAAAGGGAGAGAGACAAAGAACGAGAUAGAGAGAGGAGAGAAAAACACAGAGCAAAAGAAAGUGAACAAAAUCGACAUGAAUAUGAGGAAAAACAGAGGGACAGAGAAAAGAGAGAGAGACGCAGUGAUAAAGAGCACUCUGGACACAAAGAACACAGAAGAGAUAGAGAAGACAGAGAGAAGAGAAGAAGGGAUAAAGAAAGCCAUGUGGCAAACACUAGUCACUCUGGAGAAGUGGAGCAGCAUGACCAGGAGUGGCAAGAGUCAAAGGAUUAUUUCCACAGCAUCAAAGAUGGGGAUAGGAAAAAGGCCAGGGAGAGGGAAGACAAAGAUGGACGGCGUGAAAAACGGCACAAGGAGCCUUCAGACUCCAAGAGGAGUGACCGAGAGUGGAAGCAUAAAGAUUCCUCAGGCCACAAUCCGAAUGAAAGGAUAAAUAGAGACAAAGAGGUGGAGAAUGAAGAAAAUGAAGAGGACAAACAAUCGAGCAAAGAUUAUCAUAAAGAUUAUGAGGAGGAUUUUGAGGAUUAUGAAGACGACUUUGAGGAUGUUGGUGAAGAGGAGGAUGAUAAUGAGGAGGAGGAGGAGAAUGAGGAACAUGAUGAAAAAGUGAGAGAAGACGAGAGAGAGUUGAGUCCCAAGAGAAGAGAAGAGAUUGAAGCCAUCCAAAGAGCCAUUGAUGAGGAAAAUGAGAGAAUAUACUCUGCAAGAUCAAAGCCUACAAAGUCAGCUGCCACCCAGAGAGAAAAGCACUCUGACAGAAGACAAACGCAUGGCAAAAUGAUCGAUUUUGUUUCAGCAAAGCAGAGAGAGAUCAGCCAGAAAGUGGUCAGGAAACAGAAGAAGCGCAGUGAAGAACUUCUGCGUCUGAUUGAUUUAGACUUCUCCAUCACCUUCUCUCUGCUGGACCUACCUCCUGUCAAUGAGUAUGACAUGUACAUCAAGAAUUUUGGAACAGCCAAUACAAAACAGGCUUAUGUGCAGUGCAAUGAAGACAACACUGAUCGAGAUAUACAAACAGAAGAAGUAGACUUGACAGACAAAUGGACGCAGCACCCACCAGAAGCAAAUGCAGCAUGUGGAGGUUCUAGGGCGUCGCGAGACACUACAGAUAAAUCCACUUCAAGAAUAACUGCUGAUUCUCAACGUCUGACUACUUUUAUACGUUCUGCUGCACAGGUAAUGGCUGUUUUAAUAGAGGAGAAUAUGGCAGAGAGUAAUUCAAUCAGAAGACUUCGCUCUCAAACAGACUCACUGUCCUUUAGUGAUGGCUGCAUUCAACUCAAUACCAAACUCCCCUUUCUUCAUGGUCGGCAGGUGAGUCUACUGCAGUUUUCUCACGUCCAGAGACAGACUCUUCUGUCUGUUCAUCCUCCUUCCUCCAAAAGCAGUGCUGUACGGCUUGACGGUGAGACAAUCAUCUGUGUUUGGAACAUCUGGGAACCAUCCAGACCCCAAAAAAUUCUUCUUUAUGAAUUUGAGGUGAGGUGUUGCUGUUUCAGUCCUGGUAAAGUUAAACUAGUGUUUGCUGGUACAGAAGUAGGCUCAGUAGUGGUAUGGGACCUCAGAGAACAUUCUGGUAGUCACUCGAACUUGGUAGUUGGCAAAGAGGUGUGGACACUGCGCUACCCAACCUUCUCAACAGAUGCUGUGCUUUCAGACGUGGGUCACCAAUCUCCCGUGGUGUCCAUUGAACCUGUACUGGCGGCUGCUGAUACAAAUUUAAAGAGCACACUGACUGCAAACAUAGAAGAGUCUCUGGGACUGUCAUUCCAGUUAGGAUCUCUUGAUGAAAAUGGAGUGUUAACUCUCUGGGUUGUGGUUGAGCUGCCAAAAGGAAAUGAUUCUGGUUCUCAAACAGACCUUGGUCUUAGGCCGGGUGGUAAAAUUAAACUACUCCACAGCUCCUCUCUACAGACAACUGAGAAACCUUCUCAAGAUGUUAUAAGGGGAUUUGGACCUCCUGUGGGCCUUCAGUUAAAGUUCCUUCCAUCUGACUCAAACCAUUACUUCAUUGGUACUAACAUGGGUUUGGUUAGACAUGGUACACGGCACAGCCUGAAAGUUCUUCCAAAGUUCUACAGAUCACAGUUUGAUAGCUGUAGACCAGUGGAGGUCACAGCACUUGACUUCAGUCCUUCUGGGGAACCCUUGUUCUUGGUUGGCUGCAGUGAUGGAACAGUCCGACUGCACUCUGUCCUGAGAGAAGAUCCGUUGAUGGAAUGGUCUGGAUGUUCUAGUGGCGCUUCCAUUCUGUCAGUGCAGUGGUCUCAGACACGGCCAGCUGUGUUCUGUGUUCUGGAUGCUGCCUCUGACCUUCACAUCUGGGACCUGACUGUGAAGGAUUUUGUGCCAGUUGUCACUGAGAAUCUACACAAUGACAGGGUGACAGCCAUGGCAGUGUUUGGUGAGCCAGCCAAACAGAACGCAUUUUCUGGCAUUGCGCUCGCCAAGCAGUCCGGCAAGCUGGAGAUUCAGUAUUUUAAGGAGUCACUUACAGUGCCUAGUGGAUAUGACAAAGAAAAACUUCAGUCUUUUUUGUACAAUGCUUUUUUAAUAUGAGAGAGAUUUUCAUCCAAAUCAAGCAAAGGUCUAUCUGAGCCCAGAUUCAAAUUAAUUUCCAGUUAAAUUUGUUAUAUGCAAAGGACACAAAAGAGAUAUUAGAAAGUCAUGCACAGACUGAGUGAAUUAUAUUUCCCUGUUACAUCAAUAAGGUACACAAUGCUAUGUUGAUGGUGGCUAUAGCAGCAUGAAAGGAAUGAGAAAUAUAUGUUUAUUACUUUUUUCAAAGUGACUACGCAUUUUGGUGUGUACAGAUAACAAAUGAACUUCCCUGGCUUAAAAUGUAUUACAUCUGAAACGUUGCUGAUGUUAGUACAUGAUGGUUUUGUUGCUGUAAGCAGCAUUUUGUAACCUUCAAACAAACAAAAGAGACCGCAUGAAUAUGAGCUUGCUGUUGCUCAGGGAUACAAAUACAUAUAUCCAUCUUAUCCAUUUUGUAUUAUUUUACAGUAAGUACAGAUGAAUAUUUAGAUUAGCAUUUGAACAGGAAUAUAUUUUUUAUUUAUGGUCCCACUACUUCACUAUACUGUAUCAUAUUAUUGUCAUACUGUAAUUAUUAAUUGAUAUUUUUAUUAAAAGACAUUUACAUUUAGA
Messenger RNA from Puntigrus tetrazona (Sumatra barb), 4233 nucleotides. Its product is annotated as cytoplasmic dynein 2 intermediate chain 1-like. The transcript is spliced from 21 exons. Gene Ontology annotation, cellular component: cytoplasmic dynein complex. Gene Ontology annotation, molecular function: dynein light chain binding; dynein heavy chain binding. The record is from RefSeq and is a predicted model, not a curated record. Gene Ontology annotation, biological process: intraciliary transport. The coding region runs from base 502 to 3639 and encodes 1045 amino acids. NCBI's taxonomy places the organism in Eukaryota, Metazoa, Chordata, Actinopteri, Cypriniformes, Cyprinidae.